CUCUCUAACACCAUGAAAGUUUUUACAGUUUCCUGGUAACUCUCAUGGGAGAAGCAUCCAAAUAACUGCUCUCGUUCUCGCUUCAUUGCUAAAGCACAGUAUUCGCCCAUGGAGAAAAUUCCUGUUCCACCAUAUCCUGGACCACCUCUAGAGUCCACUAGUUCUGUACAGCAGACAGAACACCCACCCAAGCCAGCUCCUCGCACACGUCACAUCACUGUAGAGUGUGCUACCUAUUAUCACCAGCAGUCUCCUGGCCCUCAACACCACGGAUCUCGGCCCAUGGAGAACAUCCCUGUUCCACCAUAUACUGGCCCAUCUCAGGAGUCUGUACAGCCGAGAGCCUACAACCACCAGGCACCUCCUCAGAUACACCACACCACUGCGGAGGGUGGUCCCGGUACUCACCUGCACUCUACUGGACAUCAACACCACAGUUCUUUUCCCAUGGAGAAUAACCCUGUUCCACGAUAUCCUGGCCCAACUCCUCAGACACACCACAUCCCUUCAGAGGGUGGUCCCCAUAUUCACCUGCACUCUCCUGGUCCUCAACGCCAAAGUUCUUUUCCCAUGGAGAAUAUCCCUGUUCCACCAUAUCCUGGCCCAACUCCUCAGACACACCACAUCCCUUCAGAGGGUGGUCCCCAUAUUCACCUGCACUCUCCUGGUCCUCAAUGCCAAAGUUCUUUUCCCAUGGAGAAUAUCCCUGUUCCACCAUAUCCUGGCCCAGCUCCUCAGACACACCACAUCCCUUCAGAGGGUGGUCCCCAUAUUCACCUGCACUCUCCUGGUCCUCGACGCCAAAGUUCUUUGCCCACGGAGAACCUCCCUGUUCGUCAGUAUUCUGGCCCACCACUGGGGUUUGAGUCCACCAAACACCACCCAAUUUCAGAGGGUGUCCACUGUCAACACUCACAUUCAAGUUGCAAACCCACCUUCUGUUGUCAACAUGCAAACCACAGUUCUUUUCCCAUGGAGAAUAUCCCUGUUCCACCAUAUCCUGGCCCAACUCCUCAGACACACCACAUCCCUUCGGAGGGUGGUCCCCAUAUUCACCUGCACUCUCCUGGUCCUCAACGCCAAAGUUCCUUGCCCAUGGAGAAUAUCCCUGUUCCACCAUAUCCUGGCCCAGCUCCUCAGACACACCACAUCCCUUCAGAGGGUGGUCCCCAUAUUCACCUGCACUCUCCUGGUCCUCAACGCCAAAGUCCUCCAUAUAUGGAUAAAGAGAAAGCCACUCUUUCAAUGUAUCCUGACAAUCCUCUGAUAUACCCAAGUCAAAAGUCACAAGGCUGUAUGCAGGAAAACAUGUUCGCUCAGCCGGACAGUCCACGCAAAAACUGCACUCCUAUACAGGGUAAUCACAUGUCUCUCGAUGUCACUCGGAAGAUAAAAGUUGAACUCGCCACAGAGAGGGAGAAAAUGUCAGAAUCAUUGGAGCAAAUGGAAUUCACUCAUGUACACCACCCCCAGGUGGAGCCUCUUCGUAGCUCUCAGAAAACCACUGAAUUCAUCAGGCACACUACGGAGUACAUGAAAGUCAGUACAGACAACGUAUCCUCCAGAGCAGUACAGCAAAUCACACCAGAUACACCUGCAUCCAUGUACUCUGUUUAUGGAGCUGGCGCGGGUCAGCCGAGGGUCCAAGUGAUCCAGGGUGGCGGGAAUCAUGUGAUAAUCCAACCCCCAAGGUCGGCAGUGGUGGUCCCGGGCAUGGCUCCACAAACCAUAAUCCAGGCUGCUCAACCUGCUCUGGUGAUCCAGCAUCCAUCUCAGGCUGUUAGGGUCAUCCAGCCGCAGGUUCUGCCCACCGUAAUCCAACCUGCAGCGAACGCUAUCAUAUAUCAUCGUUAUUAAUGAAGUCAUGCCCCGCACGAGUGAGCCAUCCAGCACAACAUGGACGACCCUCGGUGUGCUGCAGUAACAGUGGGAUUAUAUGUUAUCUCGAAAUUCUUUAAGAAAAAAAAAAUAGGCUGUAUUCAUUAUUAAGUUGUUAAUCUGAUCAUAAAGUAAGUGUAGAGUUCAUCUGGGACAUCAGCUCUUCCAGUUCACGGAAACUAUUUUCUGUCCGUGUGAUUUCUUUCCUAUUUGUAUCCAUGGUGAUUAUAUGUAGCAUACCAAAUCAUUAUAUUAUUGGCGUAUUAACGUAAAACCUACAUAAGCUACAGUGUGCAGGUGGGUGUCAGGUAAGAGUCAGGUGUGCAUAUGAUAUUUAAAUGAGGUACUCGUGGGCGGGGCUAAUGCUCAUUUAAACCAGCACUUAGUAAGUUUAAUGAAUAAGGGUCAUUAAAUUGUACAGGUGUAUUAAAAAGGUUAGAUUAAAAUCAUUGUGAUGCAUUUAAUCAUUUCUGGUUGAGGUUUUGAAGUUUUCGUAACUUUGGGAAUGUCUUCUCAAGGUGUUAGCAGCCUUUCCAAGCAAGGCUUUGGUUUUCUUUAUGUGUAUCUAGCACUUAACAUAAUAAAUAGGAAUGGAUUUCUUUGGUAUUUGUGAUUAUGAUAUAUUAUAAUGCAUACUGUUAACACUUUAUAAAUGCAUUAUAAAUAUGGCUAUAAACUCUAAUUCCAUAAAUAAGUAUAACAACAUGUAUAACGCCUUAUGAAUGCAUUAUAAAUAUGGUAUGCGGGUAUUUAAAGGUCAUUACACAUAAGGCCUUUGUAGAAAGUAUUACUAUAUAUGUACACUACCAGUCAAAUGUUUGGACACAUGAGAUUGAAUAUAUGUAUAAGUGUGUAUUUUUUUUAAUUUACAUCACAUUUACUCAUUGCUUGGUGUGGCAAAGACCUCAGAGGCUUGUCUAUAACAUAAUAAUAAACAUUUUAUUGAAUCAUGA
Molecule: messenger RNA, 2831 nt
Organism: Pangasianodon hypophthalmus (striped catfish)
Lineage: Eukaryota; Metazoa; Chordata; Actinopteri; Siluriformes; Pangasiidae
Exons: 24
Coding region: 109-1857 (582 amino acids)
Source: RefSeq, a predicted model, not a curated record